GAAAACCAGAGAAGAGGGGAGGGAGAGAGAGAAAGUGAGAUAGAAGAGAGUGGUGGUUGUGAGAUAGCCAGCCAUGGGAAGGCCUCCAUUCUGUGAUAAGGUUGGCAUCAAGAAAGGUCCCUGGACUCCAGAAGAAGACAUCAUCUUGGUCACCUACAUCCAAGAACAUGGACCUGGAAACUGGAAAUCAAUACCUACAAACACUGGUUUGAUGAGAUGCAGUAAGAGUUGCCGAUUGAGAUGGACUAACUACCUCCGACCAGGAAUUAAGCGUGGAAACUUCACCCCGCAUGAAGCAGGAAUGAUCAUCAAUCUACAAGCUAUGCUAGGCAACAGGUGGGCAGCCAUUGCUUCUUACCUUCCUCAGAGAACAGAUAACGACAUCAAGAACUACUGGAACUCCCACCUGAAGAAGAAGAUCAGAAAGUAUCCAACAACAGCUAACAGCUACAUGACUCCAUCUAAUUUAACCAUUACCUGCAAUGAGCUUAUAUCCAAUGGCUACAGCAGUGAGACCGGAAAUUCAGGCAUCUCCACCAUCCAUUCCCCUCUCCUCAGGUCCAACCAUAGCACCUCCACCUACGCAUGGAGCACCGAGAACAUCUCAAGACUCUUAGAAGGGUGGACGAGGUCCUCUCCAAAGGCCAAUCUCAAGCCAGAUCGAGGUGAACAAUAUCAAAGCGUUCAUGCCUUCAACGACAGCAGCAGCAAUGCUACCAACCAACCAUAUGUUAAAAAGGAGGAACUUAAGAGCGGCCAAGAAUGCGGCGAUCCUAUUUCCCAAGCAUAUAUUAAGAAUGAUGGAGAAUGCUGUGGUUCCAUUCCCCACAAAGAGCUCGUGUCGUUGUUCUCGUUUGAAAACUCGAGUGGCAAUGCCUGGGAGAAAUCAUUUGUUGACUCGACAUCCUAUAAGCCGCAGUCCACAUUAGCUGAUGCUGAGAACAACCAGAGAUUGGACAGCCAACAGCACAUUCCUUUGUCUUUGUUGGAGAAAUGGCUGCUGGAUGAGGCCACAGGGCAAGCAGAUCUCGUGGAGCUAUCUGCUGGCUGUUGCUCAGAAGCUAUGCCGCAAUAGUUCUUAUCAUGCCCUUCUAAUGUCUUUAUUAGCUGUGCAUAAGAUGAAUGCAAGAUCAAUACAUUUGAUUGCUGUUAUUAGUAUUUAGGAAUACUUAAAGACAAACAAAGAUUGUAGUAAAUUUGUGGAGCUGAGUUUUAUGAAUCAUCUGAAAUAAAAUCUACUGUUCCACUUUUA
Messenger RNA from Phoenix dactylifera (date palm), 1252 nucleotides. Its product is annotated as transcription factor MYB60-like. Lineage: Eukaryota; Viridiplantae; Streptophyta; Magnoliopsida; Arecales; Arecaceae. The record is from RefSeq and is a predicted model, not a curated record. Gene Ontology annotation, biological process: response to auxin.